AUGUCUGUGUCUCGCUCUUCUUCCAGAACCGACCAAACUAGCGAGGCGAACUCUGCCCUGCAGCCGUCGAAAUCACCCGCCUCUGGCUCGAAUGAAACACCCUCGGCGGGCAGCACUGGAGUGCAGCCAGAUCUUCUGGGGAAGCCAGAAAUUACAAGGGUUCUAGAUUCUGAUGUUGCCAUAAACGCUCUUUUGUCGCGGCUGAAACAGUCACUCCUUACAUGCGAGGAAUUUACCAAAUUUGUGCGUAAGAAAUAUCUCUUGGAGGAUGUGCAUGCUCAGGAGCUGGGAAAAACUUAUAAAAACUUCUUCCCUGAUAGCUCUGCGUCUUCGUCACUGCAAAAAAGUAUACACACUGUCCUCGAGUUUGACGGAAAGCUCUCCCAGGUCAAGCACAGCUAUGUUAAAGCGUUGCACACAAUGAGCGACGAGCUUGGCGCCCUGCUUCUUACCAUGACGAAAAUGAGGAAAGGUCUCAAGGAAAACAGCAGGAGGUUAGAGAAGGAGGUCGCGGAUGCUAUCCAUAUGGCAGAAAAGGCGAAGAGUAGAUAUAACUCACUUUGCCAAGAUUGGGAGAAACUUAGGAUGGCAGAUCCAACUAAGACCAAGUUGACCCUAAGGGGCUCUAAAACCACCCGCGAGCAAGAAGAAGAUUUGCUAAGAAAGAUAGAUAGCGCAGACCUGGACUUCAAACAAAAGGUCGACCAUUCCACAUCUCUGAGGAACACAUUCCUUUCAAGAGAGCGUCCAAAAAUUGUGUCGGAGCUCAAAGAUUUGAUCUUGGAACUUGACACUGCAAUGGCAAUUCAGCUGCAAAAGUACACGAUCUGGACCGAAACCUUGAUACUCAACAGUGGUGUGACGGUAACUCCUUUUGACGCCACGAAAUCCAUGAAAUCAAUAGCUGCAUCGACGUCUAAUGAACUAGACCUUUACAAUUUCCUCAACAAAUACAACCAAGGCUCCAGAAGCAACAACUUCGUGAACAAAAAUUUGAUACCGGUGGAGUAUAAACAGUAUCCUUCUAUGGCAAAACCUGUGAUGGCUAAAAACGGGCAGACGAGAUCUGGUAAUCAUACAUCUUCCUCUCAAAAUACAUUCUCUGUGAACACCAACAUGAAUUCUUUGCCCAAAAGAAUAGUGUCAACUCAACAUGAAUCGCCGUUCGACUCAACUCCAACGCCUCGAACCGGUUUUUCACCAGUGCAGAAUGGGAGUCCCGCGGGCAGCCCUAAUUCACAUCCUGGAAACGCUAGCAGAGGAAACCUGGCACAAACGACACCAUCUCAUCAAAAGGCCGUUUCUUCAAUGUUAGAUGUUGCAGACAGUCAAACCCCCAGAAGUUCGCAAAGUGGAACAAGACCAGACGGUCCAGAUUCUGACUUUGCUACCUUGGACCCAGGCAAUGGCACUCGUUCUACAAGUUUGACAACUUCAAUGAUCACAUCAAUAAGCGAAAGGCCAGUGUCUCAUAUCCAGUCCGCAGCAACUCUUCCACCGGGUAUCAAUAGAAAUUUCAAGACGUUCGGUGUCGCACUGGAAAGUCUUCUCGAGUACGAACAGGAUAUGGUGCCGGCCAUUGUUCGCCAGUGCAUAUAUGUUGUGGACAAGUUCGGUCUUGACCUUGAAGGGAUAUAUCGUAAGCCGGCGAAUGUCUUAGAUGUUAGCAAAUUGAGAGAGGAAAUUGACAAAGACCCCUCAAACAUCUCAAUGAUCGUCCCUCCCAAAAACCAUACAGAUUCUGACAUUUACUUAGCGGGUUCUCUUCUUAAAGCAUUCUUUGCUAAUCUUCCAGAGUCCUUGCUUCCGCCUUCCAUGACGUCCGAAAUCAAAACUUGUCUAACAAUUGCAGAUCCUGUUACAAGAAAAAACUACAUGCAUGGGUUAAUUUACAAGCUUCCAGAUGGCCAAUACUGGACGCUGAGGUCACUUGUGUUUCAUCUAAAGAGAAUAAUAGAACACGAACCAACAAACAGGAUGAAUCUGAAGAGCGUUUGCAUCAUCUGGGGUCCAACAUUAAUAGCGCCAAACGAUACAGACAUCAACGACGUGAACUAUCAAAUUCAGGCCAUGGAAGUUUUGAUAGAUGUCGCUGAUCAAGCAUUCGAACCGGAGUAG
Molecule: messenger RNA, 2118 nt
Organism: Lachancea thermotolerans CBS 6340
Lineage: Eukaryota; Fungi; Ascomycota; Saccharomycetes; Saccharomycetales; Saccharomycetaceae
Gene: RGD1
Product: GTPase-activating protein RGD1
Exons: 1
Coding region: 1-2118 (705 amino acids)
Biological process (GO): signal transduction; regulation of GTPase activity
Cellular component (GO): cytoplasm
Source: RefSeq, a predicted model, not a curated record